AUAAACAAACGACGAAAAAUAAAUCGUGGAUCGUCCCGUCCACUUGACUGAAUAAAGGUGUUUUUUUUACAGAAAAGGUUCUUGCAAUUUGUUACAUGUCCAGUUUGACAAUCUAAAAGUAGUUGAUGGAUCAUUGUAAGUCAUAUUGUUUAGUAAAAUCAUUGUUUGUUUAGGAAUUAUGUAUACUGCAAUAGAGUUUUUUAGUUCAUAAAUCCUUUUGUAUUCUAAUAUUGGAAAUCAAUGAAAUAGAAAUCUUGCACUUAAAAAAUGUCCACCCUCGACGAUUUGGAACAAGUUAGAUUACUCGUCCGAGAAGAAGGAAAAUCAGCAAGAAAUAUUUUGGCUUUCAAUGUCCCUUGUGUUGACGAGGGUACCAUGACCGUUGAUGUUGGUACAAAGAUGCCUGUGAGAAAGCCACCAGUAAACCCCAAAUCACUAUUGGUACGAUUAGAACACAAAGUCCCCAAACUAGUCACUGUGCUGAAAAACUCUCGUUCCAGAAUUCGAUCUGCAUCAGCUGGGAGAGAUAGAAAAUCUGAUUUGCAGGCCCGUUACUGGGGACUGCUUUUUGAAAAUCUUAGGAGAGCAGUAGAUGAAAUCUACCUUACUUGUGAAUCUGAUGAAAGUGUGGAAGAAUGUAAAGAAGCUAUUAUGAUUUUAGAAUCAUGCACAAAAGAUUUCCGUAAUUUGAUUGAGUGGUUGAGGUUGAAAUGGAACUAUGAACAGACACCUGCUCCACAGCGGCCAACCUCCCUUGCUUGGGAAGUGAGAAAAUCUUCUCCAGCCAAGCCUUCUUGUGCUUCUAUAAUGGGUCAACUCCAAAAGACUCCUGCUGGACUAGCUAGACGAAUUCUGAACUUUGAAGAAGAAUCUUCUACCUCAUCAUUCUUUGCGUCAACCGCAAUGGAAGCAAAAUCGCUAAUAACAACUGAAUAUCCUAUACAGACGAUUUGUGAAGUGGCCGAAAGCCUUGUACCGAAAUUACCUACAAUCCCAUUAGUUCCCCAAUCUACGCCGACUACUACUCGGAAAACCAUCAGCAAAACAGGCAAUGAGGCCAAAUCAAGCAAGUCGGCUGAACAAGCUAGCACUACUCGAGUCACCGUUACCAAGCCAAAAUCCGCACCAGUCUGGAAAGUUGGAAAGGCUAGUAAAAAUGCAGUCAAUAGUGAAGUUCAGUCUCUAAGUCUGGCAAAUAAAGUUCAAUCACAAUGUGCAACACCAAGAACUCCAUUACAGAGCUUAUCGCACAAGUCUCAGCCAUCUUCAACCGCAAAAGCUCAGUCAACUCAAGCACAAAGUUGGGCACAGCGAGUUCAAAAUGUCCCUCUUUCGCAACAACUAUCUCGAAACAAGCCAAGUAAACCAGAUCCGCUACCCAAAACGACCAUCAAACCUUCAGUUGCACGUCAACAAACACACGCACCACCUGUAGCAACAUCAACCAUAACUGAUAUUGACGAUGGAUGGGAGACUGUGCGAGGUCGAACGCGAUCUAGGACAUCGCCAGCGAAGGCGACCCCUGUAUUGACCCGAGCGUCCACAAUGGUUUACGGUUCCCGGUUGGAAGCAAGACAGUCGGUCAAAAUAACCAAUCGCCAGCAACUGGCUCGCUCUGGACUUCUAAAACCUUCGAUAGCACAAUCGCUACCUUCACUUUGCGAUCGUGACGCACCAGCCUCCAAGAAAGAACCGAUGGAAGAGCCAGCUUCUGCUUCUUCUCCGCCUGUUCACCAGGAACCUCCACAGGCACAAUUGGCUCCUGUUGUUGCUGUUAUUAACCCGGUCGUAUCUCUUGAAUCCAGUUAUGAUGAAUUGGUUAUCACAUCCAGUGAUGAGGAUAAAGAUGAAGCGCAGGAAGCAGCGGAGGUGGCUGAGGAAGAGGCAGAAAUGGCACGCAGGGAGGAAGCCCUAACCAUCGAAGAAGAAAAUCUUCAACGAGAAAUUCGUGAAACAGAACGAUCGGAUAAUGAAGGGGACGAGGCUUGGGAUGAUCCAAUCAAUGUUACACCAGCAUCCACUCCGGAAGGCAUUCCCCGAAUCACUCCAGAUAGAGUGCCAGUUGAACGAGAAGUGUUAGAGGAAAAAUAUCAUCUUUUGCUGGAAAACUGCUCUUGGGCUGAGCAAAUGGAACUACUGGAUCAACUGGAAGAGGUGGCUGCGAUGGAUGGAGCUCGCCAACCAGGUCGGGCUCUCCAAGUUCACGAGAAACUAAGCUCUCCGUCACGUCGGCGCACGGCUGAGCCGUGCGAGACAUUUCAACAGCACGAGGCCAAACAGCUUCGAGCGCAACAGCACAGAGCUGCGUUCCGAGAGGAAAAAAGGCGGAAAAGACGUGAGCUGACAAAGCGUAUGGAAGAAGUUCGCCUAGCCAAGAGUUUGUUGCUUGAAGAGAAAAAAUUGCUAUUGGAACGCAAAAUGAAACGGGCCGAAGAAAAACGUCAAAAACAUCUGGCAGAGAUAGUAAAAAAGGCUCACGAUGAGGAAUCCAAGAAAAGAGAAAUUGCGUUUAUUAAUACGAUCGAGGCGCAAAACAAACAACACGAUUUUAUUGCGCGUAUUCAGACGCAAGAAGAGCGCAUUCAAGGUCUUCAGGAGGAAAGGCAGCGACGACAGGAAGAGCGUAAUAAGGCCAAGGAGGCUCUAGAAGUGAGAAAAAGAGCGUUGGAAGCCGAACGGCAGGCCAAAGUGGCUUUACUCCAAGAAAAGCGUCGGCAGAGAGAAGAGCGUAUAGAUCGCGAACACCAGGAAAAGGAGAAGGAAAGAUUGGAGCUGGCCAGAGAGAAGCAGCGCGAUCGAGAGGAGCGGAUGUCCGCUUUACAGGCGGCACACCAGGCCUCACAGUCUCAACUGCAGCGCAAGAUUCAGCAGAAACAAGAGGAAUCGGCCCGCCGUCACGAAGAAAACAUUGAACAGAUCCGCCAAAAAGCCCUGGAGUUGUCCAUCUUGCGCUUUUCGUCAGCCGGCGGGGCUGACGACGCACCGCGUCUCGUUCAUUAUGAAACUGCGCGUUUGUGUGUUCUCUGUGACGUUCAGAUUCAUAGCGAAGUGAUUCUAAUGAGUCACCUCGGAGGAAGAAAACAUAUGGAAGCGCUUAAAAAUCACUACGGCGGCAAGGAGCCAUCACGCGAGCAGUCGGAAAGCUCCAACUUGAAGUUCAUAGUUGACGUCAAUUAUGCUGCUGACAAAGAAGCCGCUGAUGGAGACGUUGUUGGUAAAGGAGCAAGCAAAAAUGCAUCCGCACCGGAGACCGAAAAAGAGAAGCGAGCCAAAGCGCAGAAAAAGAGAGCCAAGAAAUUGAAAUCGAAAGUAAUGCAACGCAAUGCGUUGGAGACGAACCUCGUGCCGCCUGAAGGCGCCAAUAAACAUCGCAUUUCGCGCAUUCUACAAGAACUGGAACGCGAUCCAGCUGCUCACGAUCGUCAUUGGGGUGAAAUAGUUCGUUUGUUGGAAAAGGGAUCGACGACGGAACAGCUCGUGUUCGGUGUCCAGCGUGGCGUCAGCGUAGUCGGAGACAUGCUGACUUCUUACCAAACGGAACAAGAACAUGGUCGGUCCUCUUCUCCGCUUCGAAUUAUCCUCUCUACCGUUAACUGUCUACGAUUAGCUGCCCGUUCCAACCUGGAGAUGUCAACUCACAUCAUCAAUAGCCAAGCAACUCCAUUACUUUUAAAUAUACUCGCUAGACGUCUAGAGAUUCUGGAAGGAAACGGUAAUGGAAUUCAAGCCUCCGGUCAGCUUUGCGUUUCAGUCCUACCCAUGUCGGACGCUGUCGCAACGGCUAUCAUGAAUACCUGGAUGGCGAUAGUUGAACCCAUUCUGUCGAAUUCGGAAAAAAAUGGCGCCCAGUGCAAUUCAGAUUUGCCAGCUCGCAUUACCAGUUUAGUCAGUUACGCUGUAUCUUUGGGGCUGGUUGAUCGUUUGGCGUUUCACGUUGGCGGAGUCGGCGGCCCACUGCUGGAUGAACAAUCGGCUUCUAACGAUCUACUCUUGGCUUCUCUCAGGUUCCUAACCUCGCUCGUCGAUCUGCUUCAUCUGUGUAAAAAGAGCCAACCAAAGAAAGCCAAAUCGAUUGCUGCAGUGGCGGACGCGACCCAGUUAGUGGAAGCGUUUCAAAUGACCGAAUUGGCUGGAGCCGUCAAUGCUCUUUAUGGCCUGCUACUCCAUCAGGGUGCGCCCUCUUGGUCUGCAGGCAGCCCAGCCGAGUUGCCCGAUAACACGAUCCGUUUUACCAUUGCCGCACUUCAAUUGAUCCACCGUUUGGCGCUUCUUGACCUGCCCACUUUCCAAGCUAUCUUGGGAGCUGAAGGAGUAUCGCUCGAGUUUCGCCACAUUGCAAGUUUUCUCCUUUGGUAUGGCGUCAAUGUCCAAGCGCCCGUUGGUCACCUUCUCAAUCUGACAAUCCUCUGCAUCGGUUUCUUUGCUACCGGCCAUCAUGACAACCAAAUGAUUCUCCAAUCUGGUCACAUGCCUUCUGUUCUUCAGCAACUGUGUCGGCUGCCGUUUGGCUAUUUUUCGGAUAAAUCUCUUCGAGCUAUACUGCUACCCACCCUGCUGGCCUGCUGCCACGACAAUCCGGCCAAUCGAGCCGUCCUUCAGAAGGAGAUGAGCUAUCAAAUGGUGGAGGAUUAUGUCAACAGCGACGAUGGCCGGGCGGUCCACCUCGUUUGCACUGUCCUUAACGCUACGCAGAACACUGGCAAGACGUCGAAUGAUAAUUCGUCCUAGCGAACUUCUCGUCUCCUCACAUUAGGCAUUAUUCAAAGCUUUUUGUUUAGCUUUUGAUUUCCAUUAGAAUUAAUUGAUUUCUUUUCAUCUUUAACCGGUUGAUCCGUUAACUACCGACCUGAGCAAGAUCCUUUAUUUUUUGUUUUUCUUCUCCUUUUUUUUUGCGACGUCAAAAAUAAUAAUAUUCUCCUCGUGCGAACAUGACUAGCGGAUGUUAUGAAUAUUGAUUAUUAUUUUCCGGUUUUUCUUUAUCCUCGCUCUUCUUCCUGCACACACGCACAAUCUCUCAGCAAUUCUCCCUUUUUUCUCUCUCUCUCUCUUGUUCACUUCCAUUGUUAUUUCCUGCCUCCCGGUAGAGAGUGUGUGUGCGGUCGUGGAGUUGUUAUUAUGAGCUCCUCCUCCCCCUCCUAGAAGAUGUCAAUAAACAUUUCCCAUCGGCA
Messenger RNA from Daphnia magna, 5168 nucleotides. RefSeq names its product S phase cyclin A-associated protein in the endoplasmic reticulum. NCBI's taxonomy places the organism in Eukaryota, Metazoa, Arthropoda, Branchiopoda, Diplostraca, Daphniidae. The record is from RefSeq and is a predicted model, not a curated record.